AUGGAGUGGUCUUCAAAAUCUGCUUCAAGGGCCUAUCUUGAUACCCUUCAACUGUGUGAGAAUAAAAAAAGACAAUAUGGAAAUUGGAGAGUUCAAAAUCCGGGAAGCAAUGAAUUUGUAUCAGCAUUAGCAGCAGGAAUGAAAGCCAAAGUUAUGGUAGAAGUGACAUAUUGUGUGUCCCUGUACACAAUUGCUCUAGCAGUUGCUGCAAGACAAACAGGUGGCAGAAUGGUGUGUAUGAUUCCCGAGUCACUCCUUGAUGAGUCAAAAGAAGUUAUCAUCAACUCAGGGCUUGAAGACCAAGUAGAAUUUAGAACUGAAGACCCCUCAAAGCUAUUAUCCUAUUAUGAGAACAUUGAUUUUUUUCUAGUUGAUUGCAAGGAUGAGAACUACACAAACUUGCUCAAACUGGUUGAUCUUAAUCUCAAAAGAUCAAUAGUGGUGGCCAAAAAUAUGCUAUGUGAUAAAAAAGGAUUAAGAUGGCAUCUAAGAGAAAAAUACGAGAGAUUAGAAGUAAGAUAUAUAAACCAUCCUUUAGGGAAUGACAUGGGAGUUACAUGCAUUUGCAUGAAUGAUGACAGAAAUAAGAGAAGUGGGGUUAAAGUAGAUUGUGGGAAGAAAAGAAGAAAGAGUUCAUGGAUUGCCAAAUUUGAUGAGGAGAGUGGUGAGGAACAUAUUUAUAGGGUACCUCAGGUUGAUUAG
Sphenostylis stenocarpa is the source of this 702-nucleotide messenger RNA. NCBI's taxonomy places the organism in Eukaryota, Viridiplantae, Streptophyta, Magnoliopsida, Fabales, Fabaceae. The record is from the annotation of a GenBank genome assembly.